AUGCUGCUACAGUUGAAUUCGAAUCCUAAGGAAGCCUACUGGUUACGAGCUAUAAAUGGGAGUUCUGAGUUCACGCCACUGGUCAAGUCGACCCUCAAUAGGCUCACCAAUGGUGAGAAAGUCACCGAGCUGCUUCAACGAGAACUGAUAACAUAUGGACCGGUACUAGCAUGCUUUACACUACACGAAGACUUUCAACAUUACAAGUCAGGAAUUUACAAAACUGAGGAGUAUCGAUCACAGCAACUCUACGGGCACUGUGCAAAAUUGAUCGGAUGGGGAGAAGAAGACAAGAUCAAGUAUUGGCUCUAUGCCAACACGUGGGGUCGUGACUGGGGAGAAAAUGGUGCGUUAUUCAAUUUUUCGAUUUGA
This is a messenger RNA of Cooperia oncophora, 372 nucleotides long. The record is from the annotation of a GenBank genome assembly. Lineage: Eukaryota; Metazoa; Nematoda; Chromadorea; Rhabditida; Trichostrongylidae.